Messenger RNA from Paramecium tetraurelia, 765 nucleotides. RefSeq lists its product as uncharacterized. NCBI's taxonomy places the organism in Eukaryota, Ciliophora, Oligohymenophorea, Peniculida, Parameciidae. The transcript is spliced from 2 exons. The record is from RefSeq and is a predicted model, not a curated record.
AUGCUGUUGCAAUAAUCAAGAAAGAGUGUAGCUUAACCUUAAUAAUAAACAGCUUCAUCUCAUACUAUCAAGAUGAUUUCUGAAAAAUGGAAAAGGAUAUCAUCAGAAGUUGAUAAUCAAAAAGCUAGCAGACUCUAGUAACUAUAAGAAAAAAUGAAAUAGAUUGAGAAACAAGCCUUAGCUGUUAACAAUAAUGAAAUCAAAUAAUUAUAAGAUUCAACAAACACUCUCAACCAAAAUGUUUAGGAUCAUUUGACCCAGGAAUAUAAUCACAAGUCAUAAAAAACUUAUGAAAAUACAAAAAAUUCUUUAGAAAAGAGUCUACAGCAAUAAAAUCAGUAAUCAUAAGAUAUGGAGAAGAGGCUAACCCAUCUACUUGAUUGGAAUCAUCUUUAGGACUAGUUGUCAAGAAAUGAAUCUCAAUAUGAUUUUGGUCUUCAAAACAAAUUAUAAAUGAUUGCUGAUUCGGUUAAUUAGAUUGAAGACAUUCUAGAAGGUGAAAGGGAACAAAGAUUGCAAUCCUUUGAAUAAAUAGAGAGUGAAUUAGAACAAAAUCUAUUUUAACUUAAAUAAUAUAUUUCUUAAGAAUCUAGUCUAAGGAGAUAAAAGGAAAACAAAAUAUUUGAUAUGAUUAAUGAUGUGCAUCAGAACUUAUCAUUAAUGUUGUAGGAUGAAAAGAAAGAAAGACAGAUCAUGACAAACAAUUUGAUGCAAUUAAUGGAUGAUGCAUGUCUUAGAAUUGAUAGAAGUCUAAGUUCAUUUUGA